GUUCUGGCCGUCGCCAGUCAUGUAAGGCUUUUUCUCUGAGCUCUCGCAACCUCGACCAAGACGUGUGGCUGACUGCCUCGUACAGGUUGUGUCCGGGUGAGUUUGUGUCGCGCCCUGUCAUAGGCGCCACCUGUGCGCCAGGCGUGUCGACAGGCAGAGUCGUGAACCGCGGGUCUGACAGCCUCUCGCAGAAAUGUAGGAAACAAGAUCGCCGUCUUCACACUGCAGUCCCUCGGCUGCGAUGUCGCGGCUCUCAACACCGUCCAAUUCAGCAAUCACACAGGGUACAGACAAUGGAAGGGGACAAGGGUGUCCGCUCAGGAAAUCCGGGACCUCUUUGAGGGGCUCAAGCAAUCGUACCUGGACGACUUUGACAUGAUGCUCUCGGGCUACAUUCCCGGCGCCGAGGCCGUCGUGGCCGUGGGCGAUAUCGCAAAGGAGCUUAAGCGGAAGCAGGCCGCCGCGGGGACGCCGGGCGGCUUCUUCUGGGUCCUGGACCCCGUCAUGGGCGACAACGGGAAGCUGUACGUCGCCGAGGAGGUCGUGCCCGCGUAUCAGAGCCUCGUCGAGCACGCCGACUUGAUUCUCCCUAACCAGUUUGAGGCCGAGCUCCUCUCGGGCGUCAAAAUCACCGACAUGCAGACGCUUCAAACCGCCAUCCGCGCCCUGCACACAAAGUACAGCAUCCCCCACGUCGUAAUCACCUCCGUCUCCCUCGUCUCGCCCGACCAUCCGCCCUCCCACCUCUCCGUCGUCGGCUCCAGCAUGUCGCCCUCCACCGGCGAACCGCGCCUCUUCAAGAUUGUCUUUCCCGCCAUCGACGCCUACUUCUCCGGCACGGGCGACAUGUUCGCCGCCCUCAUGACGGUGCGCAUGCGCGAGGCCGUCAUCGCCGCCAGCGCCAGCACCAGCGCCGACAGCGAGGCACAGCAGCUCAAGGACCGCGAAUCCUGGCUCAGCGGCAACGAGGUCGACGCGCUGGACCUGCCCCUCGCCAAGGCGGCGGAGAUGGUGCUGGCGAGCAUGCACGAGGUCCUCACGCAGACGGCGCGCGGGAUGCAGGAGGUCGUCGCGGCCGCCGGCGGGGACGCCUUGGCGGAGACCGAGGAAGGGAGGACGAAGCUUCACCUGCUCAAGAGCAAGAGCGCCGAGCUGAAGCUCGUGAGGAAUCUUGCGAGCUUGCGGGAGCCGACUGUGGAGUUGAGGGCGAGGAGGUUGUAGACGGUGCCUCCCUCUGGAGGACAGGGGGUAUGGGGUAAAGUGGGUAGGGAUCGAGCUUUUUGGGGAUGGGAAAGAAAGAAAGAAAGGAAGAAAGAAAGAAAGACAUAGAGGUGUGUUUCGUUUUGGAGAGGCGCUUGUGCGUGUGUUUAUCUUGCUGUUUCAUAGACUUGCAGAGUAAGCGCACUUGUAUGGCGGAGAUUUACGUCACCUGCAUGGAGAGACGGCGUGAUGGAUUAGGACUAGAAAAAGGCACAUCAUGGUGGUCGUAGCAU
This is a messenger RNA of Colletotrichum acutatum, 1493 nucleotides long. RefSeq names its product pyridoxal kinase. Gene Ontology annotation, biological process: pyridoxal 5'-phosphate salvage. The transcript is spliced from 3 exons. NCBI's taxonomy places the organism in Eukaryota, Fungi, Ascomycota, Sordariomycetes, Glomerellales, Glomerellaceae. The record is from RefSeq and is a predicted model, not a curated record. The coding region runs from base 376 to 1221 and encodes 281 amino acids. Gene Ontology annotation, cellular component: cytosol. Gene Ontology annotation, molecular function: pyridoxal kinase activity.